AUGGACAACGAAAAGGACACCCUCCCGGCCUACACUAGAUUCUCAACCCCAAAGCUAUCAUGGCGUGUUCCAGCUACCAGCAUGCGAACACCAGAACAACAAUUCGAAUUGGACCUCGAGGCCCUGAAGAAUGACGGAGAACUCGCCAGGAUCGGGGCAGAAUCCGACGAAGACACGAGGAAAAUGAAGAUUGACCUCUUCUUCCUGACCAUCAAGCUCCUCAUCUUCACUGUCGCGGCAGUAUAUAUCCUGGGGCUUCUCUCCGACGUACUCGCUACCCGCGCGCUACAAGUCAAAGCAGUGGUUCAGGCUACGCCAGCUGCAAAGGUAUGUUUUAGUUUGCAAAGUAUUGCCUCCCAGAAGGGCGUUGUCAUACGCAAAAAGAAGUAG
Molecule: messenger RNA, 390 nt
Organism: Alternaria triticimaculans
Lineage: Eukaryota; Fungi; Ascomycota; Dothideomycetes; Pleosporales; Pleosporaceae
Exons: 2
Coding region: 1-390 (129 amino acids)
Source: RefSeq, a predicted model, not a curated record